CCCAACUUUUGAGUCCACAAACAAAAACCCCUAAUCUCUUCCUCUUCUUCCUCCUCUUUCCAUUUCUCUCCACAUCUCUCUAUAAUGGCGAAACCCGCCUCCCUUCUACUGCUCCUCUCCAUUCUCACCAUCGCCGCCACCGCCACCGCCACCGCCCGCAACGGCGGAGCUUCCAAUUUCAUCAAAUCCGAGUGCAGCGUCGCUACUUACCCUGACCUAUGCGUCCAAUCCCUCUCAAAUUUCGCCUCCACAAUCCAACAAAACCCUCGCCAAUUAGUCCAAACCGCUCUAAUCGUGAGCCUCUCACGCGCUCAAUCCACCCGAUCUUUCGUCUGGAAACUGACGAAGUUCAGUGGACUGAAGCCGAGAGAGCACGCGGCUUUGAAGGACUGUAUGGAGGAGGUCAGCGACACCGUAGAUCGGCUGAACAAAUCGGUGGAGGAGCUGAAGCGCGUUAGUGGAUCGAAGAAGAAGGACUUCUUAUGGCACAUUAGCAACGUUGAGACUUGGGUGAGUGCCGCGAUGACCGACGAGAACACUUGCUCUGAUGGAUUUGCCGGUACCGCGCUGAAUGGAAGAAUCAAGUCCUCGGUUAGGGCUCGCAUUGUGGAUGUUACUCGAGUUAUUAGCAAUGCCUUGUCUCUGAUUAAUAAGUACGCUGAAAAUCAAAGUUAGAGAUGUGAUGAUUUCAGGUUCUUCCGAUUUCUACUCUGCUUCUGCGUUUAUGGUGAACAAAUUGAAGAUGAAUUACAUGAAUCUGUUUGGAUUUUGAUGUAUAUUAAGAGAGUAUUUUAGUGUUUUGAUGUGGGAAAUGCAACCGUAACAAUAAUGGUGCUUUCUCUGUUUUUGGUUAUCUUCUCUGUAACUCCCAUACAUGCUUUCUCUUUAAAAAUAUAUACUAUAUAAAUUUUAGCCUUUGUUAUUAUAUA
This is a messenger RNA of Benincasa hispida (wax gourd), 929 nucleotides long. Its product is annotated as 21 kDa protein-like. NCBI's taxonomy places the organism in Eukaryota, Viridiplantae, Streptophyta, Magnoliopsida, Cucurbitales, Cucurbitaceae. Gene Ontology annotation, biological process: negative regulation of catalytic activity. The record is from RefSeq and is a predicted model, not a curated record. Gene Ontology annotation, molecular function: enzyme inhibitor activity.